AUGGCUACUGCGGUUUUGUCGAACGUGAAGCUAUCGAGUUGUGUGGUCCUAGCGGAAGUGGAGCUCGAUGAGCUCCAGGCCAACUUGGACGGAAGUGUCGCUUGGAAGGAGGUUUAUCACGAUGAGUUGCUUGGAUUGGGAGAGGAUCAGUUUGUAGAUCUUGUGUUGGGGGAGGGUGGCGGCUGUGAGCUGGAGUUGAUCCAAGAGGUCUACGCUAGCGAAGAAAAGGACGAGGAAGAGGAAAUCGAUCCGGCUGGGAAUGAAAAUGCGUUAUGUAAUGGGGUGGAGAAGAGGCCGACGAGCGUUAAAAGGAAGAAUACCUAUCAAGGGCCAAAGAAUAAUCGCAGGUAUAAUGUGGCGGGCAAGCUGGGCUUCAAAUGUGGCGUUUGUUUGUUGAGGUUCGCCUUCAAAACUCACUUGUUCCGGCAUCUGCUGUUGAAGCACCGCCAGGAUGAGGACGACCGGAACAAGGAGGAACGAAUCUACGCGCGCUGCCAGCGCUGCAUGAAGACAUUCCGUACAAUCCCCGAGCUGGCCGAGCAUCUCCGGCAGGUCCACAAGGGAACCUUCUUCUGUGGUAACUGCCUGCGGAUGUUCAAGGACAAGGCGUCCCUCAACCGCCAUCGGAAGCUCCACGCCGGCAUGAACCCGUACGUGUGCGACGUCUGCGACAAAGAGUGCAGCCACAUGAGCCACCUCAUCUUCCACCGAAAGAGCCACUUCACCGACACCAACCCCAGCUACCCCUGUCCCCACUGCUCCAGCGCCUUCUCCUCUUCCGGAAACCGUCAAAAGCACGUCGCCCGGGUCCACACCCUAGAAAAGCGCCACCAAUGUCCCAAAUGUCCAGAAUCCUUCAUCUACUCGCGUCAACUCAAAGCGCACCUCAACCUCACCCACGUUCCGCAAACCCUCUGCCAGGACUGCAACAAGACCUUCAAGACCCCCGCACAACUCGCCCAACACCGGGAAAAGCUCCACCGCGCCGUGGACCGCCCGUACGCCUGCGACAAGUGCCCGUCCCGGUUCAAACAGUCGAGCCACCUAACGGUUCAUCAGAAAAGCCAUUCCGGAGAGCGCCUAGCAGAGUGCGAUCGCUGCAAGAAGCGCUUCCUCACCGGAAGUGACCUGCGGAGGCAUCAGCGCGGCAAGGGGUGCCGGGUCGAGGUGAAGCGGGGUUGA
This is a messenger RNA of Culex quinquefasciatus (southern house mosquito), 1182 nucleotides long. RefSeq names its product gastrula zinc finger protein XlCGF52.1. Gene Ontology annotation, molecular function: DNA-binding transcription activator activity, RNA polymerase II-specific; RNA polymerase II cis-regulatory region sequence-specific DNA binding. Gene Ontology annotation, biological process: regulation of transcription by RNA polymerase II. Lineage: Eukaryota; Metazoa; Arthropoda; Insecta; Diptera; Culicidae. Bases 1 to 1182 code for a protein of 393 amino acids. The record is from RefSeq and is a predicted model, not a curated record. Gene Ontology annotation, cellular component: nucleus. The transcript has a single exon.